CAAUCCUCUGGUAAAAACUGCGCCGGUCGGGACUCUGCAAUUUAAUCUGAUCCAGAGGCAGCCAUUAACGCUGAUCCAACUGAUAGAAUUGAAGCGGCUUUUUUAACAAUGGACUUUCUCAAUAUCUAAUGAAUGCCCAAGGAACAUUGCAUAUUGCAGAUACGCAAAACUCCAAUCCUAUCCUGUAUAAGAAUAUCUCUAAUACCAUCAGGACGGGAAUGGAAGACGUGCAAAAACUAUGCCGAAAGAAAAACCAAAGCUAGCUAAGAAAUCAGCACUUGGGUCGGCCUGGCCUCUCUGCAGACGUGACGAAGACUGACAGCCCAAUUCCAUCGCCGCAUACUUGAAUUUCAUGAAAUACCUUUUUAACUUUAGUAUAUAUGAUCAUGAAGAAAAAGAGAAGGAACUGAUAUCCAUAGUGACAAAUUGAUUUCUUUUGAGGCUGCAACUUUCCGCCCUCACUCAGGGGAUCUGCCAGUUUUGGAACCGCUUAAUCAAUUGCAGUUCGAGCACAUGUUGAUAACUUAUGGACAUAAAAGUUGCUAUCAAGGGACAUUUUAUAUGUUAAUAAUGCCUUCCUAGUUGAUGACGACAUCUAAUUUACUGCCCUUUUUUUAGUCUUUGUUUUAUUAAUUAGUUUUUUUUUUCUUUUUACAUCUUUGUCUCAACUUAGUCACGUCAUCAUAAUCAAAUUCUAAUGUUAUAUUAUUAGUUCAGAAACAUUUCUGUAAUUGUACUUCAUUAAGCAUCUCUUUGUUGACUUUUUUCUAGUGUCUUUUUGAUUGAUUAAUUAUUUUUACAUCUUCGUUUUCAACUUGGUUUGGUCUUCAGAGCCAAAUUCUUAUGUUAGAUUAUCGGUUCAUUUCUGAACUUGUACUUCAUUAGAAAUCUGUAGGAGGAUUACUUAGACUCUGCUUUUCAAAUCAGUUACACAAGGGAAAAAAAUGUCAGACCAAGAAAAAGUCUGUGUGACAGGUGCAGGAGGGUACUUGGGUUCGUGGUUAGUGAAGCUUCUUCUUUCUAAGGGUUAUGUGGUCCAUGGAACUGUGAGAGACCCAUGCGAUGACAAGAACGCACAUCUGAAGCAAUUGGAAAACGCUGCAGUGAAUCUGAAACUCUUCAAGGCUGAUUUGUUGAACUAUGAAAGUCUUUCUCCUGCUAUUCGAGGAUGCACCGGGGUUUUCCAUGUUGCUAGCCCACUUCCACAUCCAAGUCAACUUACUUCCAAGGAAGAACUAAUGGAACCUGCUGUCACUGGUACGCAAAAUGUUUUGGAUGCGAGCUCAAAGGCUAAAGUGAAGAAAGUAAUUGUUGUGUCCUCACUUGCUGCCAUUGUGCUAAAUCCAAGUUGGCCAAAGGACCAAGUCAUGGAUGAGGAGUGUUGGUCUGACUUGGAAUUCUGUGAGGCAAUUAAGAACUGGUAUUUCCUUUCUAAGACUGCUGCAGAAAAAGAAGCUUGGGCAUUUGCAAAGCGGUGUAACCUAAACAUCUUAACAGUUUGUCCUGCUCUAAUCAUAGGGCCACUGCUGCAGCCAACAAUGAAUGCCACUAGCUUACACCUCCUACAGCUCUUGAGAGAUGUGCGUGAUGCAGCAGAAUCACUCUUGAUAGUAUAUGAGAAUCCUGAAGCAGAGGGAAGAUACAUAUGUUCAUCACACGAGAUGAGAACUCAAGACUUGAUUAACAAAUUGAAGUUGAUGUAUCCCCAUUACAACUAUCCGAAAAGUUAUAGUGGAGAAAGGAUGUUAGCAAAGGUGAGUUCAAAUAAGUUGCAAGAUUUAGGAUGGAAAUAUAGGCCAAUGGAUGAGACACUUAUUGAUGCUGUGAAGAAUUAUGAAGAGAUUGGCGCGCUGGUCGACAACUAGCUAACCAGUUAUAAUAAAUUAACAAUGCCCGGGAAAACCAGCUCCUGUGCUAGAAGCCUAUAUUAUUGAUAUAAUUGGGACACCAAGCAGCAGCUGUUUUAUGUGUUAACUGGAUCCUGAGUAAACACAAGUUUACCACAUGUACUGAUGAAAUGUAAUACUGUGCAAGGGAUAAACUGUUUCAAUGUAAUGGUUAGUCGGUUACGCAUCCACAAAACUCUAGACCGCCAAAGUAAUGGGAUCUAAAAAGUGGACUUAAUAGUAACCAACAGCAUAGGCUCAGAAUUGUAGACUUGUUGGAUUUAUAUU
Messenger RNA from Ricinus communis (castor bean), 2174 nucleotides. Its product is annotated as cinnamoyl-CoA reductase 1. Gene Ontology annotation, molecular function: oxidoreductase activity, acting on the CH-OH group of donors, NAD or NADP as acceptor. The coding region runs from base 945 to 1865 and encodes 306 amino acids. NCBI's taxonomy places the organism in Eukaryota, Viridiplantae, Streptophyta, Magnoliopsida, Malpighiales, Euphorbiaceae. The record is from RefSeq and is a predicted model, not a curated record. The transcript is spliced from 7 exons.